Messenger RNA from Liolophura sinensis, 3859 nucleotides. Its product is annotated as WD repeat-containing protein 93-like. The coding region runs from base 162 to 2627 and encodes 821 amino acids. The record is from RefSeq and is a predicted model, not a curated record. Gene Ontology annotation, molecular function: protein binding. Gene Ontology annotation, biological process: electron transport chain. Lineage: Eukaryota; Metazoa; Mollusca; Polyplacophora; Chitonida; Chitonidae. Gene Ontology annotation, cellular component: respiratory chain complex I. The transcript is spliced from 22 exons.
ACGACUUGACAACAAGACAUGGAAAGUAAAUUGGUCCUCAGUUGAAGUCGGCAGUGUUCUACAUUUUGUGACAGAAAAUGAGUGAAAAACACGUGCAAAGCUUGUAACAAAAUACUAAUUUGUAUAUAUAUUGGUAAUUUGAUAGAAACUAGCGCCUGAAAAUGCCAGUUUACAUUCGUAAAAAUAUCAGUUACACUCCCCCGUCGCUGAAAAAUUUUGAAGGUGACGACGACAACGACGAUGAUUUUAUCACAGACCCUGAGCAGAUUCGCGACUCACUGCCCCAGCCCUACCGCAUGUUGGAUAAAGUGCUGGGAAACAUUCUGGAUGAUGUCUGGAUGACGAUCGCAGCCAGAGAGGAUGAACGUUUGGCAGAAAGCAACUUGCUCCGCCCUCCAUGCUAUGAAUGUUCAGUUCAGUUGAAAACUUUGGCCAAAGCCACUUGUUUGUCCAACACUGAAGAUGGUCAGUUUGUUUUUGCGGGUCUGCCAACUGGACUAGCAGCUAUAGAAUCUAGCAGUCAGAAGGUGUUGGCCACAUGGGAAGAUGACAGUGUGGAAAUUGUCCAGAUCAAAACAUCCUUGUUAUCCACUAACAUGUACCUUCUUUCAACCAUAGAUGACAUGGGUUUAGCAAGAUUGUUUGCUUACCAUGCUGAAUCUUUCUAUUUGUUGAAGCUGUUGAAUGAAAAGGACAGUACUUCAAGUAAGAUUAUUGCUAGCCAGUGUGAAUCAUCACAAGCUGGAGACUAUGUGGGAGUGGUGUUGGAAACUUCUGCUUCAGGGGACUUGUGGCUAGAGGUUCAUCGUUUACCAAAAGAUGCGUGGAUCAAAGAGCUGGAGAGUGCAGUGCCAAAGAAACCCUCUAAUACACAGUUAGAUCAGCCCCAGUCAAUGCAGCAGGUACUUGUAGAUAACUCCCCCAUCACUGUGGAGAUCUCAGAAGACCCAGACAACCCAAGUAAUAGAUCCCCUGGGCCUAAUGCCAGAACCAAGUCAGCCAAAGGCACAGAACGUAACUCCAUGGACACAUCUCCCACCAAGAGGAGGAAAUCUCCUAAAGCUAGAAACAAGUCAGCAAAAGGAUUGGAUCGUAACUCACUGGGCCCAACAUCAACCAUGAACAAGAAAAGAUCUCAAUUACAGGCUGAUGGUAUUGCAUCUGCUCCUUCCAAUCUGGCUACGGCAGAAGGUUCCAUCAAAUUCUCACAACCCACAAUUGUACUGAAGGUGAAACCUCCUGUGGAUCCCCAAGGAAUUAUCAUCAAAACCGCACCAAGUGUGAGCUUAAGGAAGGGGUCAGCUACACCAGGUUUGACGCUACUCCAGGCGAGCAAAGCUGCGGACAAUCCUGAUGUCAUCGGAACAGGCACUCAGCAUUUGUUGAGUCAGCAGCAUCUAGACCAGAGACAGGCCAUGUUUGAGCAGUGUCACGAAGAGGUGAAGUGUUUUAUGUCAAGAGCGCAAAGAUGUGCUGGGAGAAGAUCAGCUGUCACGCCACAACCCACCUUUCAUUUUUUGAAUGCGGGACGGUUGAUGACCACUGGUAUAGAGCAAACUGGACAGGCAGACCGGUGUUUGUCUGUGUGCGUCUGGUGGGCAGCCACCUCACAGCUGUAUCAUUAUGCACUUCUCAAGGGAGGCAAAGAUAUAGAGUAUAAGGCUGAUAUUGUUUGGCCCUUUUCCUGUGCCAUCACCAGUACUGCCGUCUCCCCUUGUACCUCACUGAUGGCUAUAGGGCUAGAUAAUGGGAACAUUGUCAUCUGGGACUUGUGUAUAGGCAUUCAGCGUGGAGUGAUGGACAUAUCAUCGUCUCCUGUAAAACAAAUCCACUUUCUGGAGCCGUCCAUUUGUCCUCAGAACACUGAUGGUGUAGUGGUGUUUGGGAAGAAGACAGCGUUUUACCUGCUGGUGCUGUGUGCAAACAGCUCGGUGUUCUUGAAGCGGUGUGGCGGUGCUCUCAGUGAAGUCUCCAGGCCAGUGCAACUAACACAGAGUUCUGAAGAUGGAGAGGCAGUCACCUUUCUGAAACCAUUGACUUCUCUUCCUAGACUGGUUCUGCAAGUCCUGAGAAAUGGCAGCAUUUAUCUGCAGGAUGUCAUCAGUGGUCAGCUGAUCUGUCAGGUGACCCUGCCCAAGUCACAUGACAUGGCAACACCCUGGCAACCACUCAUAGCCCUUGGAGGUGGAGGCAAGAUGAUGUAUGUCAAAGGUAACCCAGCAGAUACCAACCCACAAUGUGAGGAUGACACUAUGCCCGACACAGACAAAUCUGUGUUUGUCUUCCAACUCCGAUCAUUUCCCACUUUAGAUAAGUUUUGGCAGAUGGAGAACCCUGAGGUGCCAUUUGUGUUACCAAGUACAGCCAGCACACAAGUACAGGUCCUCAUGCACACAAGGAUGAUUCAGCAAGUUGCCAGGAAGAGUCGAUUAGUGGGUCGUUGGAGUCAAUACACCAAAGAGCUGGCCCAGAUCAGAGAUAACAGAAACAAAAGGUUGCUGGUCUCAGCAAAGUCAUCAUUUAAAGACACUGGCAGAGGUAGGACCACAGAAGGUGAAAUGAAUGUGCGCAAUAGUCAAAUGCUUGCAGCUUUAACAUGUAGUGUAUUACAUACAUGCCCUUCCUAAGUGCAUCUGUGUAUUUAUUAUAUGUAUACAUGCAUAUCUGUGUGUUAGAGUUUAUGCCAGACUUCUGUGUACUAGUUUUAAAAGUACAUGUACUUUUCUCCUAUAUUUGUGUACUGUAUUUCACCUAAAGUUUAACAUGUCAAAAUGCACUUUCAGAAGCACAUAAAGGCCUCAAAAUGGCACUUUUGAUGCCAACACUUAAUUUUUUCUUAUAAUACAUUGAUCAAACUUCACAAAAAACUUCACUCUUAAGUAACUCUACAUGUAUAAGGUGAAUGAAUCAAACAAAAAAAAAAAGAAAAAUGUGUCACUUAAAAGUACUAGACAGUAGGUGAAAUACAGUAACCCUUGCAUGGUACUUAUCUUCCUCUGCUUGUAGCAUGACAAUAUGUUUGCAGUGUUAGUGAAUAAUUUAUUUCGGCAAUAUAUGAGUAGACAGAUCUUCUGUGUUUAUUGCUGACAUCCUGGUGACUAGUAUUAACAUUUCUGAUACUUUCAAUUGAUCCUUAUGUUGUUGUCAAGAACAUUUCCUGAUGUGUGCGAAACCAAUGUGUAGGAAACCAACACAUCUUGUCAGUUACUUGACACACCUGCUGAUUAAUGCCACAGCCAAUCAAGUCAGAGAUGAAAUAGAGCAUGAUACCUGAUUGAUCGAAGACUAUAACUGCCGAGCAGUGCAAUUGCUCCUCUAAUGAGAUUCUCGAUGUUACUCAGACGUGUGGCAAUAGAUAGUUGUUCUGGAGUUCCACAUGGAAUAUUAGUGGUGUCGUGAUAGCUUUUUUUUUAUUAAACUUUGUAGUGCUUUUGAUUUACUUACUUGCAGAUUGUUUUGGAUGCCAUGUAUAUCUAUAUGCAAAAGUGUAGCACUAGCUGUUUACUCAUGUUGUAAUUUUAAUGAAUAUAGUACAGUUUAAACCAGUACCAAAGAUAGCUCUUUGCUGAGUGGUAAUUUUAAUGGAUACAGUAAAAUUCAAACCCUUAGCAAACAGAGUACUUUCAGUAAUACAUUCAUGUCUGCAUGUACAUGUGAUUGAUGUUGAAAUGCUAAAAGUCAACACAUGUGCACUUAGAUUUCGCACCCUUUAUAUGGAGUUUCAUCAUGUAUGGAUAGUUCCCUGUGAUUACAAGCUGUCUCUGUGGCAUUUGUAUGCCCCCUGUGUGGUGCAUGACAUCAUCUAUUGUUUGGAGGACAACUUUCAUGAGUGUUCACCCUCAUGCACGACUUAAGUAGU